Messenger RNA from Anguilla anguilla (European eel), 1793 nucleotides. It is a transcript of the gene psmc6, whose product is annotated as proteasome 26S subunit, ATPase 6. The record is from RefSeq and is a predicted model, not a curated record. Lineage: Eukaryota; Metazoa; Chordata; Actinopteri; Anguilliformes; Anguillidae. Gene Ontology annotation, cellular component: cytosolic proteasome complex; proteasome regulatory particle, base subcomplex. Gene Ontology annotation, molecular function: proteasome-activating activity; ATP hydrolysis activity; ATP binding. The transcript is spliced from 14 exons. Gene Ontology annotation, biological process: positive regulation of RNA polymerase II transcription preinitiation complex assembly. The coding region runs from base 59 to 1228 and encodes 389 amino acids.
CACGCGAAUAAUUCCCACAAUUCCACGGGACCCAAGAGAAACCGUCAGGCAGUGCAACAUGGCGGAUCCCAGAGAGAAAGCCCUACAGGACUACAGGAAGAAAUUACUUGACCACAAAGAAAUUGACGGGCGUCUGAAAGAACUGCGAGAACAACUAAAGGAACUCACAAAGCAAUACGAGAAAUCCGAAAAUGACCUGAAAGCUUUGCAAAGUGUCGGACAGAUUGUCGGCGAAGUGCUGAAACAGUUAACAGAAGAGAAAUUUAUUGUUAAAGCAACCAAUGGUCCACGUUAUGUUGUUGGCUGCCGUCGACAACUGGAUAAAUCCAAACUCAAGCCUGGCACCAGAGUUGCCCUGGACAUGACAACACUUACCAUUAUGAGGUACCUGCCCAGAGAGGUGGACCCCCUGGUGUACAAUAUGUCCCAUGAAGACCCAGGCAGUGUCUCUUACUCAGAGAUUGGGGGCUUGUCAGAGCAGAUCCGUGAACUGCGAGAGGUGAUCGAGUUGCCCCUGACAAACCCAGAGCUCUUCCAGAGAGUGGGUAUCAUCCCACCCAAGGGCUGUUUGCUGUAUGGACCACCAGGCACUGGAAAGACCCUGUUGGCCAGAGCCGUUGCCAGUCAGCUUGACUGCAACUUCCUGAAGGUGGUGUCCAGCUCCAUUGUGGACAAGUACAUUGGAGAAAGUGCCAGGCUGAUCAGGGAGAUGUUCAACUAUGCCAGGGAUCACCAGCCCUGCAUAAUCUUCAUGGAUGAGAUUGAUGCCAUUGGGGGCCGUCGUUUCUCUGAGGGAACGUCUGCUGACAGAGAGAUUCAGAGGACACUGAUGGAGCUUCUGAACCAGAUGGAUGGGUUUGAUACUCUGCAUAGGGUGAAGAUGAUCAUGGCCACAAACCGGCCUGACACCCUGGACCCUGCCUUACUACGUCCAGGCAGGCUGGACCGCAAGAUCCACAUUGAGCUACCGAAUGAGCAAGCUCGCCUGGACAUCCUGAAGAUCCACUCUGGACCCAUUACCAAGCAUGGAGAAAUAGACUAUGAAGCAAUUGUGAAGCUGUCCGAUGGCUUCAAUGGAGCCGAUUUGAGAAACGUGUGCACUGAAGCAGGCAUGUUUGCAAUCCGUGCUGAUCACGAGUAUGUAACUCAGGAAGAUUUCAUGAAGGCAGUGCGCAAAGUGGCAGAUUCUAAGAAGCUGGAAUCCAAACUGGACUACAAGCCAGUAUAACAAAGUUCCUUACCAUCGAGAAGAAUCUUGGGUGCACCAGAGAGAAGACAAACUGCUUAAAAAUGGGAAAGUUUGCCAUUUCUGUACUGUACUCCAUUACAAAUAUAUAUACAAGUGUAGAGUGUAGAAUCCAUUAACUUUAGAGGAUAACGCUAUGCUACGGUGUUUUUUUGUAUGUAGCAAAAAAAAGAAAAGCUUUGUUCUAUUCUGUCCAUUGGAGAAAAAAAAAACAUAUGGCUGUCUUUUGAGUAAUUGUACAAUUUCAAUGUCCUACUAUAAGAUACUCUUUGCCAUUUCUACACAAGUGUAAUAUUGAACCAUCAAUUGACCUCAAGAAUGAUUGAAUAUACAUUUACUACAAUUGUUCCUGGAUCUGUCUUGUUUCCUAUUAAACACUGUCAGAAGUGAAAGUAUUUCAGUGAUUUAUUACCACUUUAGGAGAAAAGAAAUGUGCAUCAAUGAAGCAUUUAUAUCUAUCGCUUAUAAAAUAUAUGAAAGCUGUAUGCCUGGUUGACUUUGUACCAUGUAAAAUACAGUCAUUAAAAACUUUCUGUAAAAUAACCAA